Fusarium redolens is the source of this 574-nucleotide messenger RNA. RefSeq lists its product as uncharacterized. The record is from RefSeq and is a predicted model, not a curated record. The transcript has a single exon. The coding region runs from base 161 to 475 and encodes 104 amino acids. NCBI's taxonomy places the organism in Eukaryota, Fungi, Ascomycota, Sordariomycetes, Hypocreales, Nectriaceae.
UGAUCAAAGGCACGAUAACGACCAAAGGGCGUCUGGACGACUGGGCAAGCCGAUACAUUAUCAUAUAGACGGCAAGCGAACUCGACUUUUCGAACACAUCUCUUUUUCUAUCGUCACUAUCUAACGAAAACACCGCCUACUCGAGCCACUCAUUCGUCCUAUGGACAUUACUUUUCUUGGGUUAAGACUUCUUUUUUGGUUUGUGACGGUCUUUUCUUGCAUAGAAAUGACUCAUUCGCAUUGUAUGCGCCCUUUCUAUGGCGAGACGAAGCUGUUUCUCUACCGGGAUCAUUCAUCUUCUCAGUCACUUACAGCACAGUUUCAUGGGGAUCCGGCGCUACUAUUAAGAAAUGGGGGCGUUUAUCAUCAUUCUCUUGAUUCCUCGUUCUUUGUCAAUUACCUCUUUUUUUUUGUGUUUGUCUUCCAAAGAUUCGGGUUUGCCGUUCCUUUUUUUGUUUUUUGUUUUUGGGUGUGAUUCCCCCCGUGCGCAAUAGAGGUGGAUGUGGGAAACUUGUGGCAUUGGGUGUGCGCCUUAUGAUGGGUAGAGUUGCUGAUUUGAGUAACUAGUGUUGUG